Molecule: messenger RNA, 2515 nt
Organism: Carassius auratus (goldfish)
Lineage: Eukaryota; Metazoa; Chordata; Actinopteri; Cypriniformes; Cyprinidae
Gene: fjx1
Product: four-jointed box kinase 1
Exons: 1
Coding region: 147-1325 (392 amino acids)
Biological process (GO): cell-cell signaling
Source: RefSeq, a predicted model, not a curated record
CAUGCGAUUGUAGCUGUACUGAAGGCUGCAAGAGUUUGGGAGGAGAUGCAGGGAACAUCGCAUAGGAGAGAAUAAUUCAUAAUGAUCAUAAUUUAGCCAUAGAAAACUCAAGUAAGAAGAGGUAAAUGGAAAGCGAAAUGUACUAAAUGCGUUUUGAAAUCAUGAACGCCGCAGGCAAGGUGAAAUUAUGCGCGUCACUUUUCAUGUGGCUUGGAAUAGUUACCUGGAUUGGAAAUAUGAAGUUGCAUCUUUGGUUCGUAUUUGUCCAGCAAUCUACUGAACGGGACGUUGUACUUUCUGUUGCAAACGAGCAGGUAAAUAUUUCUAAAAGACACGCGCCGGUGAACGCAGGAUGGAGCGAUGGAAAAACUUUUAGUAUUCUGGAAAACGCGAUCGAGCACCGGGUCUUCUGGAGCGCGUGGCUGGAUGGUCUCUCCACUCGUGUUUUUGACGUGGAGCACGAGAGGAAGUGGAGAGAGCAGGUCCGGGACGCUCGGGUGGUUGUGCUGGAAGCGGGGUGCGGCAGACCCACAAACCGUCUAGCGACCUUCGCCGACGGCACGAGAGCAUGCGUGCGAUACGGCAUCGACGCGGAUCAAGUGCUGGGAGAAACGCUCUCGUAUUAUCUAGCGGAACUGCUUGGGAUUUCCAACCUUCCGCCUUUGGCGCUUUCCAAACUGAACUUGUCCAGCGAGCAGUGGGCAAGUGUGCGAGGAGAUAUCGAGGCGUUAGAGUGGUCGCCAAAUGCCAUUGUUUCUCUCACUGAGUUUAUCCCAAAUGUCACUGGAGUGUUUAUUCCAUUGCAUUUGCGGAAACAGCAAGGAGCAAGUCUGCAACUCUCUGCUGAGAAUGCAUCCAACGUGACUGUAACGUAUCUGGUUGAGCUAAUGCAAUGGAGUGAUCUAGUCAUAUUUGAUUAUUUAACAGCCAACUUUGAUCGAAUUGUCAGUCACAUUUUCAGUCUCCAGUGGGACGCGCGCGUGAUGGAGAGGACCACUAAUAACCUUCUCAAAACAAUCAACGGACAUUUGCUUUUUAUUGAUAACGAGGCAGGGCUUGUUCACGGAUACAGAGUGCUUGACUUGUGGGAACGAUAUCACCGGCUACUGCUGGGUUCGUCGUGUAUUUUUCGCAGAAGUACAGUCCGGCGUAUUUCUGAGUUGAAGCGCUCCGGAAACAGCGCGAAGCUGCUGUGUGAACUGUACCUCGCGAGGGAACCGUUGGCGCGCGAGCUGGGCUGCCUGUCUGAAGAGCACGCGCUUACGUUGCAGAACAGGAUUGAUGUGGUUUACAAACACAUUAAGCAGUGCGCAGAAAUCAUGUAGACAUUUGCGAGUUAAGGUUUUUCUGUUUGUAGGUGCUAAAAAUACAUUGCUGUCUGUACUGUUAUCGGUUCAUUCCAAUGUGAAUUUUAAUGCUUAGCAGAAUUAAUGAAUAACGUGGCAGAAUAGGGAUUAUUAUAAUAACAAUUAUUGUUUAGUCUAUGGGUCGAAACAUUCCCCCUAUCCUGCUGAAAAAUAAAUAAGUAAAUAAGAUCAUAAACCAGCUUAAGCUAAUGUCUACUGGUUUUAGAAAAAUUUGGGGAGCAAGCUGGUUUAAGAUGUUUUGCUUUCAUAAUGGUCCAAAAUAAUUAUUCAAUAAUAAAGAGUAAAUGGAUCUUAUAGUCUAAAACACUGUUGCAUAUUUGUGUGUAUGCUAAACUUUUGAUAUUUUAUAUAUUUUAUUAUAUUUAUGGAUUCACCCCUUAACUUUAAAUGAAUGUCAAGUGUUGAGUGCUGUUGUUACACCUGCCACACCCAGGUGAGUUGUAACACAGAAAAUGUACUCGAUUAAAAAUCUAUAUGUUAUUUUAUUUUAUACAUUUUUCAUUAAUAUCAAUUUACAUUUUGUUCAAUUCUGUGCAAUAUCUGAAGGUCCAAUAAAAUUAAUUUUCAAAGAAGUGUUGCAAAACCUCCCUGUCUGUUCAGCCAUGAUGCUUCUCAUUUCAAUAUCAUGAGAUCAUCUUAGCAUUGGUUGAAUGUGAAUAGGCUUGACAGAAUGAUGUAUUGACUGUUCAGUGCAGCUUUAUUAUGAAUGCUGAGACAGCAAUGCCUUUCUGUAUUAUACCAUCAUCUUUAUCAGUAAUAUUGACCUCCAUGAUUGAUAUACUCUACAAAACCCUUCCUGAAAAACAAUUACAUGCAUUAUCUUCCUAGCUCAGAGUUAUGCUUUAUUACUGUAUUUGUCCCCAUUUUUAUUGGUGGAGUUACUGUAUGUUUGGUUCCAGAAAUCAGAUGUGAUGGAGGCAAGGUUAACUGUCACUAAAUAUUAAAGUGAAAUUGUAGAGCAAAGUUUCAUCAGAACACAACUUUGUGGCAUCAUGUCAACAGUUGCAGAAAUGCUUGUUUAAGAUGCAAUAUACAGCUAUAGGCAUGUGGAAGAAAUACCAUUUUGUGAGAAUUGGGAGAGGGACAUCAUUGAAACAAAUAUAGUAGAACAGAGGGCUCCAUUCCUGCAUUUCCCUACAGACUCUCAU